Molecule: messenger RNA, 2761 nt
Organism: Mus pahari (shrew mouse)
Lineage: Eukaryota; Metazoa; Chordata; Mammalia; Rodentia; Muridae
Gene: Gpr35
Product: G protein-coupled receptor 35
Exons: 2
Coding region: 234-1157 (307 amino acids)
Biological process (GO): phospholipase C-activating G protein-coupled receptor signaling pathway; positive regulation of Rho protein signal transduction; chemokine-mediated signaling pathway
Cellular component (GO): membrane
Molecular function (GO): chemokine receptor activity
Source: RefSeq, a predicted model, not a curated record
UCUGACUUUUCUCACCUCUCCUUCCUCCUGAGCUCAGUGGACCUGGAGGGUCCAGAGCCUCUAGGUUUCUGUGGUUUCUUUGGGAAGGGGAGUUUCAGGUGUGUGAUGCACGCCUGCUCCAGAAUUCCUGCCCAGAGGUGGGCAGGCCUUGGGACAGGGGCAGGGCCUUACCCUGUGGCCCCUCCCUCCACCUACCCUCACUGACUUCCUGACCCUCCUGCAGCCCUAGGACCAUGGAUAGUACAACUUGUAACAGCACCCUCAUGUGGCCUGCUUCAGUCAACAACUUCUUCAUCAUCUACUCAGCCUUGUUGCUGGUGCUGGGCCUGCUGCUCAACAGCGUGGCACUCUGGGUAUUCUGCUAUCGCAUGCAACAGUGGACAGAGACCCGCAUCUAUAUGACCAACCUGGCUGUGGCCGACCUCUGCCUGCUCUGCUCCUUGCCGUUUGUGCUGUACUCCCUGAAAUACAGCUCUUCAGACACACCCAUCUGCCAGCUCUCACAGGGCAUCUACUUGGUCAACCGAUACAUGAGCAUAAGCCUGGUCACUGCCAUUGCCGUGGACCGCUAUGUGGCAGUGCGGCAUCCCCUGCGUGCCCGUGAGCUACGGUCCCCGCGACAGGCUGCAGCAGUGUGUGUGACCCUCUGGGUGAUAGUGGUCACCUCCUUGGUAGUGCGCUGGCACCUGGGGAUACAAGAGGGUGGCUUCUGCUUCAGCAGUAAAACCCGGCACAAAUUCAGCACCACCAUCUUCUCGCUGCUGGGAUUCUACCUGCCGCUGGCCAUCGUGGUCUUCUGCUCUUUGCAGGUGGUGACCGUGCUAGCGAGAAGGCCGGCCACUGAUGUGGGGCAGGCGGAGGCUACCCGAAAGGCCGCCCACAUGGUCUGGGCCAACUUGGCUGUGUUUGUCAUCUGCUUCCUGCCUCUGCACGUGGUCCUGACGGUGCAGGUCUCCCUGAGCCUCAACACCUGUGCUGCCCGAGACACCUUCGGCCGUGCCCUGUCCAUCACAGGCAAACUCUCAGACACCAACUGCUGCCUGGAUGCCAUCUGUUACUACUACAUGGCCAGAGAGUUCCAGGAAGCGUCCAAGCCGGCCACGUCCUCCAACACACCCCACAAGAGCCAAGAUUCCCAGAGCCUGAGCCUCACCUAGAAGGAGUGAACACGUGCCAAGGGCCAGAGGAACCUGUGAUGUGAGCAAGGAGCCCCCAGAUCAGCCUGAACCUGCUGUGGGGUUUGAGCACUCUAGGAGACCCAGUUGGCCUAGAGGGGCUGCAUCUGCUCCUCUGAAAGGAUCAGAGGACUCAGGCUCUAAUGUCUGACCUGAGGGACCCUGGAACAAGACCACAUACCUGCCACCCCAGAUCUAGAACUCCUGGGUACCAGAAUGGGGCCUUGAUGGCUAGCCACUGAGUUUAGGAUACAACCCUCCCCUGGAGUUGGUCCUGGCAAGGUCCUCUGUCACUAAGACGCAAGUGAUGAGAGGCAAAGAAUGGACAUAUAGCUCAGAGAGCCAGGAGACAUCUUCCCAGAGGACCCUCAAAUGGCUGCUUUCUUUUGGGACCUCUAAACUUCAUGCCACAUGUAGGGUUGGGCAAAAGGGCAGCACCUAUGGUCUGGCAGGCUGUCCUCCAAGGCCCAUGACUGUCACUGUUGCUCCAGCUCUGAAGGUUCUGAGGGUCCCAGCUCAGAAGACCCAGUGGUCAUAACAUCGUGCUAAGCAGUCUGUCCUGGGCCUCUUGCCGGCAUUUCCAUUCUGUAGUGGGACCGUUGAUCCCUGGGGACAGUGGCUAUGGCAGCGGUGGUCUGCUGGAGUUUGUUGUGAGGAAGACUGAUAUUUGGUUUGGUACCUGUGCUCUCUGAGGGUGUGGCCCCAGGCUGUGAGGGCCUCUGGAGAAAAGGAUUAGCCACAAAGCCAGCUUUGAGUCUGAUCACAUUUGGAGGUGUGGUAGCCCUGGGCUUCCCCCUCUGUGCUUUGUUUUUUGUCUUGGUCCAAAUGCUACAGCCGUACCCAGAGCCAGAGCCCCUCCAGCUCAGGGGAAGGGGGAACCGGCUCUCCCCACUCUCCACCCCUACUCCAUCCAAGGCCUACUGCCUAACUGACCCCUGUUUUUUCUACAAAAAACAAAUAUCUGUUCAUCCCCCAGACAGCAAAGAAAGGAUCCCAUUCAAGUAUAAAUUGGUGAACUGAUUUCCUGGAGUUACUUACAAAAGCACGGUGACUCCGUCACUGAGAAGCCUCACUCAGUGUAGGUGACAAUUCCCAAACUGCACCAUUAGAUUACCAGUCCCCACUAAACUUCCACCUCACACACACCUGGACACCUGCUCUGGACAAAAAUGUGGCUAGGGCGUGAGGGAGCCGUGGCUGUGUGCUGCCCCUCAUCGCCCUGCCGGGGAAUGUCAACAGCUUCCUGAUCAUCAACCUAUUUGCCACAGCAGUAUUUUGCUUCCUUCACUGGCAUGACUGUGGGCCAAGCUGUUCAGUGGAUCAGAGCAGCGCUUUUCCUGUUCCCUGCUGAUGGUCAUCUUAAACCAGAGGAGAUGGCUUCUCUGCCACACUCGCCCACUCGCCCUCAAGUUCUCACAUCCCCUCCACCCUCUCUUCUGCAGUAUUAUCUAAACCUUCACCUUGGAAGGGAUGGCGUAUCUAUAUAUCAAAAUAUAGGAUCUACACGUGUGUGUCUAUGGUUCUUUUCUGAGUCUUAUGACUCUAGACUACAACAGCAGACAUCUAUUCUAAGUAGCUUGCAUCAG